GUCACUGUUAGGUUUUCGAAGCGACCAGCGGGUAUAUUCCUGCGCUUUCUCUAAACUUAGACGAUGUCUCUCGGACGAAGUGCCAACGUUCCUAGCAACGUUAACGAGUUUCACGUACCUCGUGCUAUCGGUUUAUCGUUCCCUAGUUUAGGAGGACCAAAAUUUCAUGCAUUAAAACAACGGCUCCGUCUGUUACCUCGGAACAUUUUAUGAGAACGAAGUUCGCGUGCCAGCUCAGGCACAAAGUCACAAACUUACUCGAAUACAUUUCGCGAUGCUGACCCUAAUUAGAUUUAUAUACUUCCAUAGUUUCCGUUCGUUCCACGCGAGUGUAAGUAAAUCAGCGACGGCGACAGUCGUGAAUUCCUAUUGACGUGCACAAGGUACCGCAUCGGACAAGCGUCAUCGCCGACGAAUUAGAUGCACGCCGAGGCAAAUAUAGCUGGAACAAGAAGACAGCGAGACGAUGAGGGAAGAAGACUUGGCGACGCGCCAGCUAUGAGGGUCAGACGACGAUCGGCAAAAUUCGCGAGAUUGCAAGUCCUCGAGAGAUCAGAUCGUGUCGAGCGGCGUUAUCAAGUCAGGAUAAAACGUCAUGGCGGCUCCUCUACGGACGCCGCUUUCGAGAGAUAAGUAUAGCCACGUUGCUGUACCGGUCAAUAGUUUGAGCGCAGCCUACUUUGAUGAAAUAAGAUUAAAAGUUUUCCGAUAUUGUCCUACUUCUGUAAAUACACCACGUCGCCAUAAGAGGUGGAAUAAAGUGCAAAAGAUAAUGAAUAAUAUACUAUGACAUAUAGAAUUUAAAAACCCAACUUCAAGUGUCUUACACAUCUUGAACGUUAAAUUUCAAUUUGAGAAGCGCGCAAAACACACAUUUUAGGUAUACAGUAAACGAUAAGUGGCAAACGAGAGAGAUAGUUUUAUUGAGCUAGCGAGUUUGUCGUUCAGAUUAAAUUAAAUCUUUAAUAUUUGGAUAAAUGAGGACGGUGCAGCAAAAAUAAGAGGUCUUUUGAAGUUGUUCUAUGAUUGCAGGAAUGAUUCCUGAAUGGCCCUGGCCGACGUCCAAACCUGCUGGAGUCCAGACUUGCCCAGAAGCCCAAAACAGAAUACAUUGGUGGCGAAAAAAGUCAGAGGAAACAGAAGCGUCCCUCUUCUCAGUAUGUUUUGAAAUUAUCAAUUGCCAUAUCUCUCACAAAAUGACUGGAUCCAACCGGCGGGAAAGACAUUGAUGUGGCUGAGACGGAAAGAAAAUAUUUGGAUAACAGAAGUCAUUAAGAGUGAGUCAUUAGGACUAUGCCAUCAGGAUAAUGGAAACACGAUAAUCCGCGAUGCAUCCGCCGAUUGGCUUUCGGCCCUGGCCGGUGUCCAGUCUGCUCAGAAGAUCACGAAGAAAUUUAGGCUUUUCACGAGCCAAGGAUCAACGAUUCGUAAGAGGAAACAAAACGGCUAUUAAAAUCGGAGAAAAUUUUUCGAGAAGAUAAUUGAAGUUGAAAUCUCAGAUAAAGGUAUCCAUAGUCCGUGUGCCAUUUUCGCAGAUGUCUACAAAGGGAAGACGUAACAUGCAGGGCAAAGAGCUGGAGCGUGUAACGAAAAUUGCUUUUGCCGAUGACCACGACGAUGUGCUCCUCCUUCCCUUGUCAUCGUCGAACUAAAACGUUCGUGUAAUUACCCUCUGCUUCAUUCCUUCCUGUGCAUGAUCUUUUCAAUGGUUCUCCAUUUUCCCCGUUUUUGAGUCCGUCAACCGAGACAUCGCGUGAGACCCUUUCUUUGAGGACCUCUUUCACUCUCUGGUUAAAUAAACCGACGAUUAACUUACAGUUGUACCAACAGCAGUUCAAUAUAUCACGCCUCUCUCUUCUUCUUCUAAGGUUCCACAAAUGUAACAUUAAUUUUAAUCUUGGUUUAAUUUUCUCUUUAGCUUUUUUAAUUCUUAAGAAUUACACACAAAAAGAUAAACACUAAUUGUAAGUUGCACCGAGGCUUAAUGCUCGUUUCUCUUAAUGUUAACUUUAACUUCGGUUCAACUUACUCUUCAUUUCUUCCUAAUUCUAGAAACUAGA
Molecule: messenger RNA, 2060 nt
Organism: Acromyrmex echinatior (Panamanian leafcutter ant)
Lineage: Eukaryota; Metazoa; Arthropoda; Insecta; Hymenoptera; Formicidae
Source: RefSeq, a predicted model, not a curated record